Astyanax mexicanus (Mexican tetra) is the source of this 2886-nucleotide messenger RNA. RefSeq lists its product as uncharacterized. NCBI's taxonomy places the organism in Eukaryota, Metazoa, Chordata, Actinopteri, Characiformes, Acestrorhamphidae. The transcript is spliced from 13 exons. The record is from RefSeq and is a predicted model, not a curated record. The coding region runs from base 843 to 2153 and encodes 436 amino acids.
GAAUGUUAUCAUUCCAUUGAAUGGACGUUAUCACGUGAAAAUAGGUCCAUAUAAAUGGUUUAGUAUGUACCUACUGUGCCUACUAGAAGGUGCGAUAUGUUGUUGUUAGCCAUUUCUAUCGUUGUUAGAGCCAUUGCAAUUGUCCAUUAGGCACCUUAUGUGCCUACUGAAAGGUUUAGUAUGCUGUUGUUAUCCAUUCUAAUCGUUCAUCGCUCAGGCCAAUAAGGAACCAGCUACAACGUAGGUGUGCGAAGGACAGGCCAAUAAGGAGCCAACUACAAAGUGGGUGUGCGAAGGACCAGUGAAAUGCCAGCAUUCGCGGAUCCGCGGGCAUCAUUCUGUCCCAGCGUUUGACCAGUACACAUUGAGUCCGAAUUGUAAGAGCCAGCUUCUUCUUCCCAUUUCAAGGUAAGAUGCAUAGAAUUGUACCAGUGUAUCUCUCUAUUGUUAGGAAAAACAGCAGUAUUUUAAAUUUGCUUCAGAAAUCUAGAGGGUCCUUUAUUUUCUUUAUCAGGAUUUUUUAGGGUUGCAAAUUUAAUUCAUCAUACGUAACCUGCAGUUUGUAGAUCAAUUGUGUCCUUUAAUCAGAGAGCUAAGAUAGUACAUGUUUGUUUAAACUCUGAGCUACAAUCUGUUGAAACUAUACUUAGUUUUUCAAUGUAGCUUACAGGAUAAACUUUUUAUAAAUUACGUAGUGAGCUUUAGGCAAACAAUCUUUUAUGGUUGCGCCUUUAAGUAUUGUGCUUUUCCAAUGUACUUUGCUGGCGUUAUUGCCAUAUAUUUAAGUCUUUACUUCUUUGGAAAAAUGCAGAAUUUUCUUGUGAUUUUUAUGGCGUAAUUGUAUGCUUGUAUGUCUUUUCAGGGUCUGCAUGGCUCAGACAAAGCAAGGAGAAAGAACAGUGAUAACUGAAGCUCAAAAGCUCUCUCUAAAGGCCCUCUUUGACAAGGGCAUGACCAGAGUUGGAUCACCACUUAUCAGCACUGCAGUGGCAGAGACUGGACUUCCGCAACAUGUUAUUGAGAACUGGAUUGGAAAUUACAGAAGAGUUCUACAUCCAGCAAGAAACACAUUAACAAAACCAAAAUUACACACCCGGGAGCUGUCUGCAUACAACUUGUUCUGUCGAGAUCUCCUCAGAAACAAGGGUACAAUGGCAGACAUUAAAGAAAGGUGGAGCAGUUUAGAGGAAGAGGACAGGAAUAAGUAUAUUCAAGAAGCGGCAGACCUGAAGGAGCAAGGGCAAGCAGAACAGCUUACUAGUGAAAUAAGGGAGCUUAAAAUAAGAAAGCACCUGAAACAGCUUAAGAUUGAGGUGUCCCAGCUUGAUGAACUUGGGGUGGAAACAGUAGUUUUGUUGUAUGAUGGGCUCAAUCAAGAAGCUGCAAUCCAUGAGCUGUCCAGCAAGAAAGCUAGUGACUUCCUACAGUCAACUGGAACAGGGAACAAGUUUGGACUUUAUUUUGCAGGUAACCUCCCCGCUUGUUCAAAAGCCAUAUCUAUGGAUGCUAUUCCAGUUAUGGUUCAUAAGGUUCAAGACCUGUUUAACCAAAAGUACAAAGAAGCUGGAGGUGUCGGCAGACUCCCCUACCAGUCCUUAGCUGCAGGAAAGGUUGCCGUUGAUGCUACAGGCCUGCCUAAUGACUUGCCGCUAAAAAAGCCAUGUCUUUAUGGACGGCAGCAGUUGGCUGCAAUUUUGGAACAUGGAACUGGCCUUUCGUUUAAAAUAAGGUCUGACCAGUCUGCCACAGUGUGCUCCCUAGAAGAGUCAACUGUGACAUUACAGUCCAUUUGUUCAGAUGGACAGACACCUGAAGCUGCAUGCAACUCGGAAGAUUCUGGGCCAGGGACCAGUGCAGGGGAAAACCAUGCAGAAAAGACAGCAGUGGAAAUAUUAGAGGCCAUUUGUGUAGAUGAUUCACAGCUGGCUGCAGCAGAUUGUCACACAGAGGAAACAGCAGUGGAAAUAGUAGAGGCCAUGUGUGUUGAUGAUGCCAGUAGUCUUUGCUGUAUCUGCAGAAUCCACUUCAAUGACAAGCAGAAAAAUGCCACCAAAAAGUGGCGCUCCUGGUCACAGUGCACAGUGUGUCAUCAGUGGUCACACACUGCAUGUAAUUUUAAAAGAAACAUGUGCUAUCUCUGCCAGUGCAAAUAAUUAAGUUGGUUUGUCAACUUGCUGUUCUUAAUCUUCUUAAUAUUAUUCUGUGCUCAAACACUACAUCCACACACACACACACACACUCUCACACACACACAACCCACUCACUCCAUACCACACACUACACUCCACAUAUUACACACACCUCACACUACACACACUGACACCCCCCCCCCCCCCCCACACACACACACUCCACAUACUACACACACACACACACACCUUACACUAGACACACUACACACCCACACACACACACCACACAUACACACACCAUCCAUACACACACCACAAACACUACACACUUCACACCACACACUUCACACCACACGCACUCCACACACCACACACUAGAUUCCACAUACUACACACACCUCACACUACACACACACACUCCACAUACUACACACACACACCUUACACUAGACACACUUCACACACAGUCCACACCGCACACACACACCAUAAACACUCCACAAACACUACCCACUUCACACCACACACUUCACACCACACGCACUCCACAAACAUCACACUUCACACACCCAGCACGUCACAUACACUCCACACCACACACAAGCCAACUUAAAGUUCGUUCACAAACUGUCAAACUAAAAUGUCAUUUUUUUUGUACAUCUAGGCAUGUAGACUGACCGUAAACUGUCAGUGAGAUUGUUACAUACAAUAAUGUGUGUGUCUAUGCUAAUAAAUGAAACAUUAUGCGACACAA